Talaromyces rugulosus is the source of this 2817-nucleotide messenger RNA. RefSeq lists its product as uncharacterized. Gene Ontology annotation, biological process: protein phosphorylation. Lineage: Eukaryota; Fungi; Ascomycota; Eurotiomycetes; Eurotiales; Trichocomaceae. Gene Ontology annotation, molecular function: protein kinase activity; ATP binding. The record is from RefSeq and is a predicted model, not a curated record. Bases 1 to 2817 code for a protein of 938 amino acids. The transcript has 6 exons.
AUGCAGCCGGCCAGGACGAGAGCAGAGGCCCUCACCCAGAAGGAAAAGCUUGCUAGCUCCUACAAUGAAUUACUUCAGGAAUUCUCAGCAACAGACCUCCGGAAUGUAGGGAAUUACGCUCUCGGAAGGCUGGUGGGAAAGGGAUCCUUUGGCAAGGUCUACCUCGCAACGCACAAGCUCACCAACAAUUCCAAGGUUGUUCUCAAAUCGUCGAAUAAACAAGACUCCAACCUUGCGCGUGAGAUUCACCAUCAUCGACAAUUUUUGCACCCUCAUAUUGCCCGGUUGUACGAGGUCAUCGUUACGGAGAAUUUGGUUUGGUUGGUCUUGGAAUACUGUCCAGGCGACGAAUUGUACAAUUACCUCUUGAACAAUGGUCCUUUGCCGGUCGAAAAGGUUCAGCGGAUCUUCGCGCAGCUUGUUGGUGCUGUUUCCUACGUACAUAGCAAGUCGUGUGUUCACCGGGAUUUGAAGUUGGAAAAUAUUCUGUUGGAUAAGAACGAGAACGUCAAACUAUGCGAUUUUGGGUUUACUCGCGAGUACGAAGGCAAGACGAGCCAUCUACAAACCUUCUGCGGAACAAUAUGCUACAGUGCUCCGGAAAUGCUCAAGGGGGAGAAAUACGCCGGUGAAAAGGUUGACGUGUGGAGCUUAGGAAUUAUCCUAUAUGCCCUGCUAGCUGGAGAACUGCCGUAUGACGACGAUGACGACCAGGAAACCAAAGCCAGAAUCCUCAAGGAGGACCCAAAAUAUGACGACAAAUUUUCAGAGGAGGCCCGGUCGCUUGUUAGUAAACUACUUUCUAAGCGGCCACUGUUACGCCCAACAUUGGCCGAUAUUCUGGCGCACCCCUUUCUAGGAGAACAUGGAGCCGAGCAACAGGCCAUUCUGGAACGGUCACGGCCGUCACCUUUUACAACUGCACUUGAGAAGACAACAUUGUUGCGGAUGAAGGGCGCUGGUGUGAAUAUCGACCAAGUCAUUGAAAACGUCCUGGCGCAAAGAUGCGACGCUCUAGCUGGAUGGUGGGCACUGCUGAUUGAAAAAGAGGAGCGCAAGGAAAAGAGGCGCGAGCGGAAACGAAGAGAAAAGGAAGUUGAAGCCCGCAGUAUCCGACGAUUGAGUGCCGCCAGCAGCCGCUUGGAACGGAUUUCUGCUGCUUUGGUUGAAGUUGAUGAGGAGGGUACGGCGAUAGACACUCUUCAAGCUCGCGGUAGGAGAGAUCGUCGCAGUUUGCCCAACCCCGAGUUUUCAAUCCCCGAGGUUCCCAAGGUGCCUGAAGAAUUCACUGGCAGUGUGCCUUUGGAUAGCACGCUGCCUCCAAGACCCAUUGACAAGGAUUCCGUACGUUCCUUGAGCUCGACACGACGACGUCCAGUACCGCCGCCUAAAGAAAAUCGCCGCUCGAGACCUAGCAUGCUCCACGUUAGUGCUUCUCAGCCAGAGCUAGCGUCGCAUUCAAGUGGUCUCUUCAGACGCCGCACAGGUCGGCGUAACCACCACUCAUUCAUCAGUCAACUGGCUUCACUCAAGCAUUGGAUUGUUGAAUCUGCAAAACGCGCCAAGUCGCCUCAUCCGAGAACACCAAAAAGCGGCAACGGACAGACUCUCAAGUUCCGAGUAGACAAGUCUAGCCCCGGAAAGAGCCAGGAUUCGAACAAGACACCCGGUGGAGGAUCUUCGGCCAACACAAAUGCUUCCGUUGUUACCCCGACGCAGGUAAAGCGGUCCUCGAAUGCCAGUAGCCUGGCCCCUAACAGCGUCUCCUAUGCCAACCAUCGGAACUCAUAUGGUCGCCAGCCUCGAACAAACCGCAAUUCCCUGUCACCCACUCCUAUCACCCCGCGAGGCUCCUCCUAUCGGCGCUCUUCAGUUGGUCUGCGCGGGCGCAAAUCGACCUCUUCUUCAAUUUCCUCUGUCCGGAGUAUCCAUCACGCCCACACGCAUUCAAAGGCCUCGUCUAUCUCGUCUAACAGCAUCGAUACCCUGUCAACACCGACAGCGUCGAACAGGGUAAGCCGGUCACCUCAUACCUCUGUCAAGGUGCUUCCUGCAACUCCAAUCGCUGCUGCUCGUUUUCCCAACAAUAUUCGACUAGUCCGGAAUUCGGCCCAUGGGUUGCGGGACGUGAACGAGCCCGAAAACCACGGCAUAUACUCUGUGUUCAACGAGACGGCUCCAGGUCCGAUGAUGUCGUCUCCUUCUGGGUUUGUAUUUGCUCGGCGGAAGCGAACUCCUUUCAAAGGGCCAAUGGUCCACACCGGUAAUACUGUCGUGUCUAACGGCUUUGCUACACCUAAUCUAUCUCCACCACUUCUCAAGGGCGCUGGAGCACAAGAUAUUGCAAAACCUGCAACCCGCAAAAGUCAGAUCAUCGAAGAAGGCGAUGAAAUAGACGAGGAAGACAUCGAGGAAGUUGAUACAUUCAGCAAUCCGGACAUUACAGACGAGAAAAAUGAGCCUUGUAUAGAGCCAAUCGAGGAAAAGCUGCACGUUGAAACUGCUUUUGCAGAAAAAGCGGAAGCAUCCGGUUCGUCUAAACCGGUUCUUCAGCCAGCGCCCGAUCUGCCAUCUCCAGGUGUUCACCCGCCUCGUUCGUCGUCGCUUAACACGCCGGAUCUGCAAGAAGUGGGAGAAGAAGAAGAAGAAGAAGAGAAUUCUAGAGACGACUUGACGGCCAUCCUUCCAUCUGCUGCUCAUGUUGACAAAGAGUUGACCAACGCUAGCACCACUACUACCACCAUCACCGAAGAAGAAGAUCAUACCUUACAGCCCAACCCAAAAGACUCUGCACUUGAUACCACGACCGCACAAUAG